AUGAACAAUGGCUCUGAGACGAUUGUACUUUCUUAUCCAUACUCUUUAUCAAUGAUUAACGUUUCCACUAAUCACGGCCUGACUGACAAGUCUAUCGUCAGGUUUUAUAACGACAACUAUGUGUUUUCAGUCACCCUCUAUGAAGAUGAUGGCAGCAUUGGCUACAGUUGUAAUGCAUGCACCUUGACAGAUGCUGAUCUUCUUUCUCUGAAUGAACGUGGAAUUAUGUACUUCCAAGUCAAAGGUGAAUGUAUUUUCGAAGCCUCUGUGGAUCAAAAUUGCUUUCCGGCUUAUCUGUGUAAAAUAUCGUUAUAUUCCAACAACAGUUAUAUUGAACUCACUUUGCCGUCUCUCAACAUGAACGACAAGGAAGUUCGCCUAAAGGCGAAUCUCAAAACUGCCAAAAAAAUAUUUAAAAUACACGAAUUUAUUGGAGAUAUGGUGCGGACAGAGCUGGGUUUCCUGGUUCGGGAGAACUACUUAAAGAACAGAGUUCUUUUACAAUGA
Molecule: messenger RNA, 507 nt
Organism: Phycomyces blakesleeanus NRRL 1555(-)
Lineage: Eukaryota; Fungi; Mucoromycota; Mucoromycetes; Mucorales; Phycomycetaceae
Exons: 3
Coding region: 1-507 (168 amino acids)
Source: RefSeq, a predicted model, not a curated record